AUGGCGGCGCCUAAAGAGAUCUCGUCCAAUAAGAUGUUCGGCGGCGUGAACAAGCGCUACGAGCACGAGAGCGCGACUCUCGGGUGCACCAUGAAAUUCUCCAUCUACUUCCCGCCCGCCGCUACCUCCUCGCGCGUCCCGGUGAUCUACUGGCUCUCGGGUCUCACCUGCACCGACGAGAACUUCAUUCAAAAGUCGUUCGCGCAGAAAUACGCCUCAGAGCACGGGGUCGCCCUCAUUGUCCCCGACACCUCGCCCCGUGAGCACCCCCACCCACCCCCCCCUCACCUUAACCCCUCUCUCUGCACGCGCCGGCCUGGCAAUGCGCGCAAGCCUGCCUCAGAGCACGGGGUCGCGCUCAUUGUGCCUGACACCUCGCCCCAGCACGGGGUCGCCCUCAUUGUCCCCGACACCUCGCCCCGUAAGCUUCCCCACCCACCCCCCCCUCACCUUAACCCAUCUCUCUGCACGCGCCCCCCUGGCAAUGCGCUCAAGCCUGCCUCAGAGCACGGGGUCGCCCUCAUUGUCCCCGACACCUCGCCCCCUGCCGUGCAAGCUCCCUCUCCUUCUCACAGCACCUUCCCUGCGCGCCCAAGCCGGCCUCAGAGCACGGGGUCGCGCUCAUUGUCCCCGACACCUCGCCCCUCCGUGUCCGCAUUCGCCCCCAUCUGCAACCCCACGGAGUGCCCCUGGGGGCAGAAGGCCUUCACGGGGUAUUUGGGGGACGAUAAGGCAGCCUGGGAGGAGUAUGACGCCACAGCGCUCGGGAAGCAGUUCCCAGGGCUUCCAGCUCUCGCCCCCCUCCCUCACCCCUCUCCACUCCCUUCAUCCGCCCCCCUUCCCCUGCACGCCUGCCCCGCCCUCUCAGGAGAGUAUGACGCCACAGCGCUCGUGAAGCAGUACCCAGGGCCAAAGGUUGACAUUCUCAUCGACCAGGGCGACAGCGACAAGUUCGACCACGAGAAGCAGCUGCUGCCGGAGGUGGUGUGGUCUGGCGACAGCGACAAGUUCUACCACGAGAAGCAGCUGCUGCCAGAGAAUUUCCAAAAGGCGUGCACGGAGGCAGGCGUGCCGCUGACGCUGCGCUUCCAGGGAGGCUACGACCACUCCUACUUCUUCAUUGCUUCGUUUAUUGGUGACCAUAUUAAGCACCACGCCAAGGCUCUGAAGGCGUGA
This is a messenger RNA of Closterium sp. Naga37s-1, 1176 nucleotides long. The record is from the annotation of a GenBank genome assembly. NCBI's taxonomy places the organism in Eukaryota, Viridiplantae, Streptophyta, Zygnematophyceae, Desmidiales, Closteriaceae.